GAUUUGGGAAAUAAAGCCGUUCAUUCAUUUUUACGCAAAUCAACUCACAUCGCUCCGAUUUUACGGAAUGGAAAUCGCGAGAGGACCAUAAGAACAGCUACGGAGAGGGGUAAACUUGUAGUAUUGUACAUAGCGCAAUUCAAUCCCUAAAUUCAGAAGAGUAACCAUGGAUUACUCUUCGGAGAAUUACCAGUAUCAACAGUACCAGCCAUACGAUCCUUCUCAUCCUCAAUCUUACGAUCCAUCAACGGCAACCCAAGCUUACUAUGCCUAUACCAAUCAACAAUACGAUCAUCAUCUUCAACAACAUCACGCGUAUUACCCUCCUCAAGACUACUCGCACCAUUACCACCAAGGAAAUGAUCCGAUUCACCCGCCCGGCGUCCCUCUCCCGUACGACCCCACCCAGGACCAGCAGAAUGCCUAUUACGCACAAAGGGCUGUGGAGAAUCAGCAGCAGCUGUAUCACGGCUCGGAUCCUGGUGGUUUAAACUCGGGAUCAGCGGCUGCGAUGACACAGUAUGCGGGGAGCGUGACUGCAACACAGGGAGCUAUUCAACAGGAGAUUGGGCCUUCUACACAUAGGGGUGGAGGUAGAAAGCCCUUUCGAGGGGGUGGCCGAGGCCAUUUCGGAUAUCGUGGAUCCAAAAGAAGUGUCUCUGCAACCCCCUCUCGUGGCAGGGGACGUGGCCAGGGUGGUGGUAGGCACAUUCCUUCAAAUGGUGCUGCAUCAACAUCAAAUUCUGCUGCAGCACCAGCUGAAGGUCCUAAUGCUAGAAUGCCACCUUCAGCACUGGGCCUUGGGCAGGCUUCAGCUUAUGUUCCUGCACAAGUGCCUGCUGCUCCACUCUGGCCACCUCCACGUAUGGCUUGGUGUGAAAUUUGUAGGGUUGACUGCAACACAGUUGAAAUCCUAGAGCAGCACAAGAACGGUAAGCGACAUAAGAAGAAUUUGCGAGCACAUCAGAGUUUACAGAAUGGGAACAAGCUUGUACCUGGACAGUCGGAUGUACAAAUGCCCAUUUUGACAACAAAACCUGAAGUUGUCGAGCCUGAGAAGGUUGAGAGAUCUGAGGAGAAACAACCACUGCCUGAAAAUUUACCCUUGAAAGCUAGUGUUGAUGACAAUGUAAGGGAUACUGAACAGCAGAAAGAUAUUGAUGAGAAGUUGGAAGUACCCAUGGCAGCUUCAGCAGCAGAACCUGAAAGGAAGCCUAGUGAUCACUCUCGAGCACGAGGGCGUGGUUUCAAGCGUAAGAUCAGAGGGGGACGAGGGGGUAAAUAUGUUAGAAAUAAUGAAGGGCGACGAAGACCAGCUGAGCCUCCCAAGCCCAAAGAAGUAAUUCCAUUCAUCUGUGAACUUUGCAACAUCAAGUGCGAGUCAAAAGUGGUUUUUGACAGUCAUUUGGCUGGUAAAAAACAUCUAUCUAAUCUGAAGCGAUUUCAUGGCCAUCGAGCUUUAUAUGGAGAAGCAGGGCUCCAAGCACUGUAUCCUGCCAACUUCAGUGGUACACAGCCAUCAUCGAUCCCUCAAGUUCAACAAGGUGUUAAUGACCCACAGGUUGUUUUGACUCAGCUAUUGACAUAUGUGCUUUCUCAAGCCCAAACACCAGGGUUCAUAGCCUCACAGGUACAAGGGUUAGCUGCAGCACCAGCACCAGCUGUAAUGUCAGCAUCUAGUUUUGGAACCCAGCACUACCCUAACUCUCAAAGUCAAGGAUCACAAGCAACACCAGAAGUUGGGAGCAAAAUUCCAGCCAUGGUGGACGCGAUGAAUCAGAAGCAACCUGUAUCAGCGGAACUUGGCGUUCCACCCGCUGCAACAGCCAACAAAGAAGCAGAGAAUGGAAAUCCGGUAUCUGACGCUAAGGACGCAAGUCUUUGCCACAACAGCUCUGUGUCAGUACCACCGGAGAAGAGCAACUUAGGUGCCCAGCAAGUUAUUUCCGAACCAGUAUCUGAGAAAGAUUUUUGUCCACCGGAAUGUGAUAUUGGCUCCUCAGGUCUAGUUGCACAGCCAGGAAUGGAGGAUGAUAUGCAGGAACCAGGGUCAGAAUGAAGACCCGAAUAUAAUACAUGGAAUUUCAUCAUCAAUUCAACAGCUUGAGCUUCAAGCCCAGGGGAAGUAUUUCAUUUGGAACAUUAUGUGAUAUCCAUUUGUCUAUUUCAAUCUAAUUACUAUUAUGAUUGGCAAAUUUAAAAAUCAUAUGUACAACAGAAGAAUCUGCUGAAACUUCUGCCUCUGCUAUUGAAUGAUAUCAGGUUGGCCAGAUUUAUCAGUCA
Tripterygium wilfordii is the source of this 2283-nucleotide messenger RNA. RefSeq lists its product as uncharacterized. The transcript is spliced from 3 exons. The coding region runs from base 167 to 2059 and encodes 630 amino acids. Gene Ontology annotation, molecular function: zinc ion binding; nucleic acid binding. Lineage: Eukaryota; Viridiplantae; Streptophyta; Magnoliopsida; Celastrales; Celastraceae. The record is from RefSeq and is a predicted model, not a curated record.